GACAAGGCAGCAGCACGUGGUCACUACUCUGCACGCACCAGAUCUGCCCAGGCUGCCGGCUCUGUCACUGUGUCCACUAGGCCAGUCCUCACCAGCUAUAGAUGCCUUCUGUCUCCAGGAUGAGAAUGGUCUGAACUGGCCACAGACCUGAAAGUGGAGAUGAAAGAAAAUCCUGGGAUGAGGAUGCAAAAUUGCCAUGAGCUGCAGUGGACAGGAACCCGCAGACCACAAACAGCCGUAUGGAAGAUCCAGAAAUCAGAUGUACGCAGGGACAACUACAGUAAAUCAGCACAAGGACACAUCUACGACAUUCAAUCUCCUACAUUUUCAGUGAGUCCAGAAUCUUCAUUUGGAAGCUACAAUUCCUCUCAAGUCAUUGACUUGCACACAUCUAGAACUUCACAUGGAUCCUGUAAACUUAGCAACUCUGCUUUAUCCACAGACAGAAAACUUCCUCACAUCCAUAACUGUACUGAGCUCUCCAAGACUAGCACAUCCUUAGACGGCUCCUCAGUGAAUCUACAGUACAACGGGAAUCCAACCAAUCAAACCUACCUGACAUCUGUGGAGAUUAAGACUCCGUGGUACAUAAGUGUUCUCAAUGAAAAGGAACGUUGCCUUCUUAAACUGGGAGAAGAGAUAAACCGGCUUUCAAGAUAUGAAGUACAAUGCAAGAGAAAAGAUCAGGUCAUCUCCAAUCUGAAGAAUGAAGUAUUACAGCUUCAGAGUGAUGUCCAUAGAUCGGUCUACCCACAGACUGGGAGAGAAGAGGACAAGUCAUCUAUAGACCAUCUUGACCAACUAAAUUUGCACACAGAGAAAGAAUGUCUCCCUUUUAAAGAGUACCCCACGGAUGUAACAGAAGGAAAAUCACAAUCAGUAUCAAGCCAUAAGAAUUUAUCUAUGAGUUCGGAGGGAAAGGCAUCUGCUGUAUCCUUGGCAGAAAGCUUGCCUGAAAACCAGAGAAAAAGCCAAAGCAUACUAAUGGAAACAGAGAUUUUAAUUGAUGACAUCACAUCAAAAGAAGAUGAAGAAAAAUCUAAUUUGCCCAUGGAUCAACCUGAAGACAACAGUCAGCUUAUCCAGAAACUAAAGGAAGACAUGGAGAUCAUAAGGAAGGACUAUGAGAUGUCAAAAGGAGUCAUUUCCUCCCUGCAGAAGACGGUUUCAUCUCACGAGUCCAAACUGAGGAAAUCGGCAGCUGAAAAAGAAGCUUUACAGACAGAACUGAGGGAGAGAGAGAUUCAGAUACAAGCCAUGUCCAAGAAGUUUUCAAGUUUGCGAGAAGAAAGAAAACAUGAAGAGAUGAUGGCUUCCUUGGAACAGGAGAACUGCAGUCUUAGAGAGAUGAUAUGUGAACUCAAAUCCGAGGUGAUGAGGAGGAACGAAAUGAUUGCCGAAUUAAAGAGUGAAGUUCAAAGACUGCAGAAAGAGAUAAGCAAAUAUCAGACAGAAGUGAAGAAGCAAGAGGGGGAGACAAGUCAGAUCAAGAGCAAGGCAGAGGACUUGGCUUCUUCUGAGCAACAUGUCAAGGUGGCUUUGGAGACGUUGCACACCAAGUAUGAACGACUGCGCAGUAAGAUAAUCCAGGCUGCAUACAUGGCCCCCGGAUUCAAGGGUCCACAGGUUGUAAUCUCAGAUAAUGAAAUCCUGGAAACCAUGCAGGAACGUGUCCUGACCGUUCACUUGUACGACAUUUGGACCAAGGUCAGGUGA
This is a messenger RNA of Bufo gargarizans (Asiatic toad), 1716 nucleotides long. Its product is annotated as coiled-coil domain-containing protein 27-like. The coding region runs from base 160 to 1716 and encodes 518 amino acids. The record is from RefSeq and is a predicted model, not a curated record. NCBI's taxonomy places the organism in Eukaryota, Metazoa, Chordata, Amphibia, Anura, Bufonidae. The transcript has 12 exons.